CUGCAGCCGUGACGCAGGUAACAGCUAGUGACUGAUUACUGUAACCUCCCUCUCCCUCACUUGGAUGUGUCUGUGGAGGAGGAGGCAGUGUGUUCCGUGUAAUGUAAGCAUAACCUAAAGUAGGAACACACUGACACAGUAUUGACGGAAGAUUCGUGAGUGGACAGCAACAAGCAAGAACAAACAACAAAUGUCUCACAGGAAACAAACAUAAUAAAGACAAUAACAAGCAUAAAGGAACAACAAUUAAAAAGAAUAUAUCUAAAAAAAAACCAUUGUGUGCAGUGAAGGUAGUGACUAUCUGGCACAACAAGGAACACCAACAGUAGCCAUGUUUGGAUGGAAACCUCUAGUUAAAAUUUUCGUGUGCAUAUUGAUCUUGCUGAUAACUGCGAUGCUGUACAUGUCGCCCCACCUUAACGCCUACCACAUUCAACCGUUUCUUUGGGGUGAAUCUUGGGUAUUGGCCAGGCAGCCACAAGAUGACGUCCUCUCGCUUCAUAGGCAGUCCAUCACCUCGCUGGGGGAGGUCAAGGGGGAGGAUAGUACAAGCAGUUGGGAGGCACUACAGAAGGAGAGGAGAGCUGUCGUGCAGGAGGAGUGUGGAAGGAUCUCUACUAACUCCAGCCUAUUUCAGGUCCUUCAGAAAGACCCAACACUUAAACGCCUCCUGAUCGACGACACUCACCAAGCUAUCUACUGCUUCGUACCCAAGGUUGCCAGUACCACGUGGAAGGUGGUGUGGGCGGAACUAACAGGUCGCGUCAGCAUCAGUAAAAAACAGCAUGAAACUUUUUCUUGGUUACAUUCCUUGUUUAAUAAUGACAUAAGGAAAGAGAACCGCCAGAAGUCUGAUCUCAAACACAAGGUGUCGUCUUACACCAAAUUCCUGGUUGUGCGUCACCCGUUUGAGCGGCUUCUCUCAGCUUACAGAGACAAGAUCCUCGUCCCUGACAACAAAAGCUUCCAGAAGGGUGUUCUUUCGUUUGUUAAGAGACAUCGCUCAAAUGCAACUAUUAACGAUAUCCAGUGGUCAGAUUUUGUAACUUACCUCAUCGAAGGAGGAUACCGACUGAACAUCCACUGGAUGCCCUACCCGAAGCUCACUUACCUUUGCACCAUCGACUACGAUUUCAUCGCCAAGUAUGAGACUCUUGUACAAGAUUCCAACGAAAUCCUGCGGAGAAUAGGAGCCCCCGAGUCUUUGCAUUUCCCCGGAAGUCAAUCCUCCAAUACCAAGUCGCUGUUGGACUCAUACAUGAAGAUGCUUACCAAGGAGCAGAUCAAACGUCUCUACACCAUAUAUAAAACAGACUUUACAUUCUUCCAAUAUACUUACAAUUUUGAGUGACUCUCCUGGGGUGGGAGGAGGGGGAAGGGGGUUAAUAAUAUGUUAACUGAAGUAGUUUAGAUGAAAGGCAGUACAAGGUGAGUUGCUGACUCCCUCGCCCCACCUCCCUGUCUCACCCCACCUCCCUGUCUCACCCCACCUCCCUGUCUCACCCCACCUCC
Homarus americanus (American lobster) is the source of this 1512-nucleotide messenger RNA. RefSeq names its product carbohydrate sulfotransferase 11-like. Gene Ontology annotation, cellular component: membrane. The transcript has 6 exons. Gene Ontology annotation, molecular function: sulfotransferase activity. Bases 332 to 1351 code for a protein of 339 amino acids. Lineage: Eukaryota; Metazoa; Arthropoda; Malacostraca; Decapoda; Nephropidae. The record is from RefSeq and is a predicted model, not a curated record. Gene Ontology annotation, biological process: carbohydrate biosynthetic process.